CUAUAUGAGAUAUGAGGUUGAACUAAGAUAAAAGAAUUAUUUAAAAAAAAACCUAAAAGAAAAGAAAAAAUGGUAUAUUUUGUGCCCGAGACAGCGAUGUGUUUUUGAAAUUAGUUAGCCGCUACAAAUUUUGCAAUUAACGCCAUAAUUCACAUGCUCAAAUCCAAAUGCUCCAACAUUUUCAUCAACCAUGGAAAGCUUCGAUUUUCCUCGGCUUCUGCAACAACAACAGCGAGAGAAACUUUUCUUUCCUCGGAAUCUGACGCGAAUUGCAAUUCCAAUGAACCAAACUCGUCUACUCAAGAAUCUGAAUCUUCUUACGUUCUCCAUUUUGACCCCAAACGCUUUAUAACUUUAUUUUUGAGUUGCAGAAAUCUCUUCCAGGUUAGGCAAGUUCAUGCCCAGAUUGCUUCCAACGGCGCAUUCAGAAACCUCGCCGUUGCCAAUAAACUUCUUUUUAUGUAUGCCCAACAUGGAGCCUUGGAGGAUGCUCAUGUACUGUUCGAUGAAAUGACUGAGAGAGAUCCUUAUAGCUGGAGUGUAAUAGUUGGUGGGUAUGCUAAAGUUGGGGAUUUUUCUUCUUGUUUUUGGAUGUUUAGGGAGCUGCUUCGUUAUGGGAUGCCGUUAGAUAACUAUACCGCGCCGAUUGUUAUAAGGGCUUGCAGGAAUUCGAAGGGCCUGCAAUUUGGUAGGCUUAUUCACUGUGUCACUUUGAAAUGUGGGUUGGAUUAUGAUCACUUUGUUUGUGCGUCCCUUGUUGAUAUGUAUGCUAGAUGUAAAGUGAUAGAGGAUGCCCGCCAAGUGUUUGAUAAAAUGCAGAAGAGAGACCUUGUGACAUGGACAGUGAUGAUUGGUGCCUUGGCUGAAUGCAAAAGUGCUGUUGAGUCAUUGGCUUUGUUUGAUAGGAUGAGGGAUGAAGGUAUUGUACCUGAUAAGGUGGCGUUGGUAACUGUUGUUUAUGCUUGUGCAAAGUUGGGGGCCAUGAACAAGGCCAGGGCAAUCCAUAACUAUAUUAAUGGAACCAGAUUUUCUUUGGAUGUAAUUUUAGGAACAGCAAUGAUCGAUAUGUAUGCGAAAUGUGGGAGUGUUGAUUCCGCAAGGGAGAUUUUUGAUCAGAUGCAAGUGAGGAAUGUGAUUACAUGGAGUGCCAUGAUUGCAGCCUAUGGAUAUCAUGGACAAGGUGAGAAAGCGCUCGAGUUACUCCCCAUGAUGUUAAGCAGCGGAAUAUUGCCAAAUAGGAUCACCUUUGUCUCGUUGUUGUAUGCUUGUAGUCAUGCCGGUCUUAUUGAAGAGGGCCAGAGAUUUUUUUUCUCAAUGUGGAACGAUUAUGGUGUAAGACCGGAUGUUAAACACUAUACGUGCAUGGUUGAUCUCUUGGGUCGAGCAGGGAGGUUGGAUGAGGCCUUGGGAUUGAUAGAAAGCAUGGCAGUGGAGAAAGAUGAGGGACUAUGGGGAGCAUUGCUGGGGGCAUGUCGGAUUCACCAGCAUUUAGAUUUGGCCGAAAGAGUAGCUAGAUCUCUUCUCGAGCUGGAGCCACAGAACCCAGGGCAUUAUGUAUUGCUUUCAAACAUAUAUGCAAAUGCUGGUAAGUGGGAGAAUAUGGCAAAAACAAGAGAUCUGAUGACCAAGGGUGGACUAAAGAAGAUUCCUGGAUGGACAUGGAUUGAGGUGGAUGAAAAACUCUAUCAAUUCAGUGUUGGAGAUAAAACACAUCCCAGGUCAAGUGAGAUCUACAAGUUGCUGAAACGAUUAGGCGAGAAGAUUGAGUUGGCUGGCUACGUCCCAGACACAAAAUGUGUGCUGCAUGAUGUUGAUGAGGAAGUAAAGCAAGGACUUCUUUAUGCACACAGUGAAAAGUUGGCAAUCACAUUUGGUUUAUUAGCCAUACCUCAAAACUAUCCUAUAAGGAUUACAAAGAAUCUUAGAGUUUGUGGUGACUGCCAUACAUUUUGCAAGUUUGUAUCAUCUGUUGAACAGAGAACGAUCAUACUACGCGACGCCAACCGUUUUCACCACUUCAAGGAAGGGGUUUGUUCAUGCAGAGACUAUUGGUAAUUUGUUGCUUCUACCUUGUCGAAGGUCAGUUUAUUCUCUUGUUGUUUAGAACACAAUUAAUUGUUUGAUUGAAAGCUCUCCCUUGAACAUAUACGAAUGGUCAGUGGGGUUUUGUUAUAAGAUUGGUAGAAAGAAAAUGAUUAUAAAUCUAGUCCCCAUCUAACUAAUAGUUGUUUCCUCGAGAUAAUUUGUUCCAUGUUAAGGAAUACGAGAUGGAUCACUAACCUAUAAAUGUAG
This is a messenger RNA of Benincasa hispida (wax gourd), 2292 nucleotides long. The record is from RefSeq and is a predicted model, not a curated record. Lineage: Eukaryota; Viridiplantae; Streptophyta; Magnoliopsida; Cucurbitales; Cucurbitaceae.